Molecule: messenger RNA, 1830 nt
Organism: Larimichthys crocea (large yellow croaker)
Lineage: Eukaryota; Metazoa; Chordata; Actinopteri; Sciaenidae
Product: homeobox protein MSH-C-like
Exons: 2
Coding region: 82-918 (278 amino acids)
Biological process (GO): embryonic morphogenesis; regulation of transcription by RNA polymerase II
Cellular component (GO): nucleus
Molecular function (GO): RNA polymerase II transcription regulatory region sequence-specific DNA binding; DNA-binding transcription factor activity, RNA polymerase II-specific
Source: RefSeq, a predicted model, not a curated record
ACCACUGACAGCGCGGAGACGCAUAUUGGACACUGUACACCUCAGCAACUCCAUUCCUCUGAACGGGCCGCGCGGAGGUGCAUGGCCCCAUCCCCCUGUAUCAUGAUGAAUCCUGUGCAGGGGUCGCCGUCGCAAGACGCCAAACAGCUUCAUCAAAAAGAGGAGACGGAUACGGAGGGAGAGGAACUUCAGCCUAAAGACAUGACCACUGACAAAGGAUACAAACUCCAGCGGAGCAGCCUCCCGUUUAGCGUCGAGUCGUUGAUUUCUAAGAAGACCACCUGUCGGACUUCUUAUUCCCCCACAGAUUUAGCUCUGGUCCUGCCGAAGCCCGUGGUUGGGCAAGUCGGUGCGCAGUUCUCUCCAAGGACUCUUUACGCGGAGAGAAAGGUUUCCGCGGAGAGCUCGCAGGGUGUUUCCAGUAGUUCCAGCGAGGACAGUCCGCAGUUUUGUGAGAAAGAUCAGAGCACUUGGUUCCAGACGUCCUCCUUUUCCACUCCGCCUCGGAGUUCAAGUCCAACUCAGUGUACUUUAAGGAAACACAAAAACAACAGGAAACCUCGCACGCCCUUCACUACCUCCCAGCUGCUGGCGCUGGAGCGCAAAUUCCGCCAGAAGCAGUACCUCUCCAUCGCCGAGAGAGCCGAGUUCUCCAACUCUCUCAACCUGACGGAGACUCAGGUCAAAAUUUGGUUUCAGAACAGGAGGGCCAAAGCCAAGAGACUGCAGGAGGCCGAGCUGGAAAAGUUUAAACUGGCCUCUAAGCCCGUCCUGCCCGCCUUCGCGCUGCCGUUCCCCCUCGGAGCGCACAUGGGGUCUCCGGCGUGGGGCCCGUCAAGCGCCUUCCCGAGGCCAAGUCUGCCGGUCCCAGGACUGUUCAGUGGACCCGUCACUUAUGGGAUGUACUAUUUGUCUUAGUAUUACUGUGUGCAUGGGUGCGUGUGUGUAUGUGUGCGUGGUUUUAUGGGGACAAAAACUCUUAUGUCAUGGUUGCAAUACACUUAUGAACGGAGACGAUGCGUUUUUCUACAUUUCUACGGAAAAAUAUUUUUACAUGUUUAAUUUGGAGAGACAUUUUCUUACCUCCAGAAUAAAAACAAUUCAAAUUUGGGGCACAUUUUUGAUACAUAAUUGUGUGCGUAUUUGGGCUGAGUGAGUUUACUUGCUCUCCUCACUUUGAGACAGCGUCCAGCUCUGUGGAUUCACGGGCCUAAAUGACCUUCGGCAAACUUCCAAAAGUAAAUGUCAGGUUUUUUAAACGACAUGCCUUAAAUAUCUCAUUCCAGGCCGCCCGCCGAGCUCCGCAGUAGUUUGUGAAAAUGGACAUUUUAAAGUGUGUCAAGACAUGAAGGCAAGGAUCUAAUGAUGCGGAAGGAAAAAUGUUUCGAAGCAACAGAAAAGUACUUAAACGGUGUCAGUGCCUUAAGACCAGUGUAUCACUUGAAGUAUUUCUCCUCAUUGACUGUUUCUGGUAAAACUGUUUCCCAGAGUUGCUGUUUGGAUAUUUGUAUUUCCCAACAGCGGUUCCUGUCACGAUUUCUAUAUUUUUUGGAGCAAAAUUAUAUUUUAGAAAAACUCAUGUAUUAGAUGUCUUUUUUUUACUCUCACAACGUGGCCUUUAUGGGAGUGAUAAUAGGUUUUCUCUGAGGAAUUUUGCUGUAAAUGUAAAUAAAAUGUAGUGUUCAUAAAUCCCUGCGGCCUCGCUUGAAGAGCAGCAGGGAAAGUGGUAUUUAUUGAAUAUCUUUGUAUCUGUACUGUGUACAUACAUCACUCUAUCUAAAUGUUCAGUUACUUGUAAAAACUGAUUUUAGUAAAUAAACAUUAUACAAG